This is a messenger RNA of Carassius gibelio (silver crucian carp), 9231 nucleotides long. RefSeq names its product misshapen-like kinase 1 (gene mink1). The record is from RefSeq and is a predicted model, not a curated record. Lineage: Eukaryota; Metazoa; Chordata; Actinopteri; Cypriniformes; Cyprinidae. Gene Ontology annotation, biological process: protein phosphorylation. Bases 1173 to 5081 code for a protein of 1302 amino acids. Gene Ontology annotation, molecular function: ATP binding; protein kinase activity. The transcript is spliced from 32 exons.
AGGAAGACGGGAGGGGGGAAAAAGUGGCCAGAAAAGUGUUGAGUAUUCUUGCAGAGGAGGGACGUCACAGCCCGAACACAGACAGCAGAAGUAGGAAUAGGAUCAUACCAAGACAGGAGAGAGAAGUUCAAUCUGACACAUCAAAACAUACAACAUUACAAGCAAAAGGACAAAGUUGAUUCCCGAUGCGACUCGUUAGGGAAUAUCUGAAUGAUAAUAAAUAUUAUGUAUGCAUCGUGACCAGUCGCUGCCAUAAAGGGUUCGGGCUGAAAACAAGGGACUGAUUAUGGUUUUCCGUUCUUCCCCCUCUCUUUCUCUCCCAACAAAUCGGCGGAGGUUUUGCGCACAGCCGGGAGGUGCCGCUGACUGACGGCAGGAGGGAAUGAAAGUUUGCCAGGCGGGCGGAAUAUUUUUUCGACGUAAACACUUCUCGUUUUGGACACCAGGACUGCGCAUUUCAAUUCUGUACACAUUGCAGAUACUUCUAAAAACUGUGGACAUUCACUUAGCCGAGCAGUGACAUCGAAAUCCACACAGAAAUCCUGUUUAAGGCGUGUGCGUGGGUCGCGCCGUGACAUGACGGCAGUGGCAGAUUGACGCGGAUAUCACGAGCGCCGCUGUUUGGGAGCUCGGCUUUUUGACUUGUCGCGAAGUUCUGCCUCUCGAUUGACCUAUUUUGUGAUAUAUAUACGGCUCGUGAAUAUAUAUUAAUAUACUGUUUGUGACUGAGGCACGCUUGGCUUAAUUUACGCAGUGCUGCCAAGAUGAGUGUAGAGACGGAGCGCAGUGUGGCACAUCUGACUCAAGCUCGUGGAAAUGUUGCCAUGCAGUCUUCAGGAUUAUAGGCUCAGCCUUUAUCAUCGAUAAAUGCUCGCUAGGCAUUUCUCUGUGUUUUCCGGCUAACGUUCGCCUGAAGAACCGGGUCACUUGGCCUCAAAGAACCUUUUGUUUUCCGGUAAAGAAGAAAACAAACAUUUUAUGGUCCGAUAUCCUGCAGCUGUUGUUGGUUAAACUGGUUGAGGCGGGGACGAGCCAAAUGUUUCUCCAGGGACCUCACAAGUUUUUCUGAACGGUCCCUUGAAAUAAACAUUGUGGUAAAAAAUAAUAGCGCAGUCGUAUCUGCACUUUUGGAGUACCUAUUUUGAAUUUUCCGUUUUAGAAAUCUUGCAACAAUGUCAGAAAACGCACCUACGCGGAGUCUGGAUGACAUCGACCUGGCCGCCCUGCGGGACCCAGCAGGAAUCUUCGAGCUGGUGGAGGUCGUGGGCAACGGCACCUACGGACAAGUGUACAAGGGUCGUCAUGUUAAGACUGGUCAGCUGGCAGCCAUAAAGGUCAUGGAUGUGACUGAGGAAGAGGAGGAGGAAAUCAAAGCUGAGAUUAACAUGCUGAAGAAGUACAGUCACCAUAGGAACAUCGCCACCUACUAUGGAGCUUUCGUGAAGAAGAGCCCGCCUGGACAUGACGACCAGCUCUGGUUGGUGAUGGAGUUUUGCGGUGCUGGCUCAGUAACAGACUUGGUGAAGAACACGAAGGGCAGCUCCCUGAAAGAAGACUGGAUUGCUUACAUCUGCAGAGAAAUACUGAGAGGUCUGUCUCACCUCCAUGCUCAUAAAGUCAUCCACAGAGACAUCAAGGGACAGAAUGUACUGCUUACAGAGAACGCAGAGGUUAAACUCGUGGACUUUGGGGUGAGCGCACAGCUGGAUCGUACAGUCGGUAGAAGAAACACUUUUAUUGGCACUCCAUACUGGAUGGCCCCAGAAGUCAUUGCCUGUGAUGAGAAUCCCGACUCCACCUAUGAUUAUAGGAGUGAUAUCUGGUCUCUGGGAAUCACCGCUAUAGAGAUGGCUGAAGGAGCACCUCCAUUGUGUGACAUGCAUCCCAUGCGAGCUUUGUUCCUUAUCCCACGGAACCCACCUCCUAAACUGAAGUCCAAGAAAUGGUCGAAGAAGUUCAUUGACUUCAUCGAGGGCUGUCUUGUGAAGUCCUAUCCGAGUCGUCCAUCCACAGAACAGCUGCUGAAGCACUCGUUCAUCAGAGACCAGCCAACUGAGAGACAAGUCCGCAUCCAGCUCAAAGAUCACAUUGACCGCACUCGCAAGAAACGCGGUGAAAAAGAGGAGACCGAGUACGAGUACAGCGGUAGUGAUGAAGAGGAUGAGAACAGAGGAGAUGAGAGAGAAUCCAGCUCUAUUUUGAAUGUUCCUGGUGAGUCGACGUUGCGGAGGGAUUUCCUGCGGCUGCAGCAGGAGAAUAAGGAGCGCUCAGAGGCCCUAAAGAGACAGCAGGCGCAGCUCGCCGCUCAGCGCAGAGACCCUGAGGAGCACAAACGCCAGCUGCUGCAUGACCGGCAGAAGCGGAUAGAGGAGCAGAAAGAACAGAGGCGUCGCUUGGAGGAGCAACAGCGAAAGGAGAGAGAUAUGGUGCGGCAGCAACAGGAUAAAGCUCCUCACCGGAGACUCGAUGACAUGAGACGAGAGGAGGACAGGAGGAUGGCAGAGAGAGAGCAGGAGUUUAUAAGACAUAAGUUGGAGGAAGAGCAGCGGCAGUUAGAGAUACUGCAGCAGCAGUUACUUCAGGAGCAGGCAUUGCUCAUGGAGUAUAAACGUAAACAGCUGGAGGAGCAGAGACAGUCAGAAAGACUUCAGAGACAGCUGCAGCAGGAGCAUGCGUACCUCGUCUCACUCCAGCAGCAACAGCAGCAACAAGACAAGAAACCACAGAUGUACCACUACAGCAAGAACCUGGAGAACAACAAACCAUCCUGGGCUAGAGAGGUUGAGGAGCGCAGUAAACUGAACAGACAGGGCUCUCCUAAAAUCUGCACUACAGUGUCUGACACCAAUAUCCAGUCCCGUUCAGAAUCAAUCAGCCAAUCAGGAGCCGCACAGACCCCACCUAUGCAGAGACCUGUGGAACCACAGGGUGGCCAGGGAAAGUUCCAGAUGGCCCACCUGGUGCCGUUAAAACCGUAUGCCGCUCCUGUCCCUCGCUCUCAGUCUCUUUGCGAUCAGCCCACUAAGACCAUGUCCGCCUUCCCCACCCAGGAUCCCUCUCCCACACCCACACCUCGUCCUCUACACUCCAGAGAACUAGUCCGUCAAAACUCUGACCCCACCUCAGAGACCCCUGCCCCUCAGUCUCGGCCAAUGAGGGAUGACCGGGGACCUUGGAUCCGUCUUCCUGAGAUUGAACAACCUCCUAAAAUUCCCCAGAGAACAGCCUCCAUAGCCACUGCACUGAACACAAAUCUCUCCUCCGGCAUCAGACACCCAGUUCGAGCAAGUAAUCCUGAUCUGAGUCGCAAUGAGCGCUGGGAGAGAGGAGAUAGCAUAAGCAUCAUGUCCAAUCUGCCACAGACCGGCUCUCUAGAACGACACCGCAUACUCAGCUCAUCCAAGAUGGAUUCCUCCCCCACCCUUUCUCAUGACGGCCGACACAAACCAGGAGAAUCCCGAACCUCAUCCAGACCCAGCAGACCAGCGAGCUAUAAGAGAGCAAUAGGAGAGGACCAUGGUCUGUACUCUAAGGAACGGGCAGAGGAGCAGCCGCGGCCCCCAGUGAAGGCUAAUGAUUACUCCUCUUCCUCAGAAAGCAGUGAGAGCAGUGAAGAGAGUGAGAGUGGAGAGGGAGCAGAAGAGGAAAGCCCUACUGACCGCCCACGUGAUGCAGAUUCUGACUCUGUUAACACAAUGGUGGUCCACGAGGAGGAGGAAGGUGAAGGAGGAGACGAAGAACGUGCCAGAGGAUAUGGAGACCAAACCAUGCUUGUUCAGAGGACUCCAGAGAAGCGUAGUCAUAAUGGAUACACUAACCUGCCUGAUGUGGUUCAGCCCUCCCACUCUCCCACAGACUCUGCCUCCCACUCUUCUCCUGGGAAAGACUCUACCUAUGAUUACCAGUCCAGGGGAUUGGUGAAGGCCUCUGGAAAGUCCUCUUUUACUACCUUUGUGGACCUUGGAAUGUACCAACCAUCUGGGGGCACAGGAGAUAACAUGUCUGGUGGAGGUCUGGGCUCUCGCUUUGAACAACUGAAGCUGGAGGUGAGGAAAGGGUCCAUGGUCAAUGUCAAUCCCACCAACACUCGUCCAGUUAGUGACACUCCUGAAAUCCGCAAAUACAAGAAGAGAUUCAACUCUGAGAUCCUCUGUGCUGCUCUCUGGGGUGUGAAUCUGCUGGUAGGGACAGAGAACGGUCUGAAGCUGCUGGAUCGAAGUGGCCAAGGGAAGGUUUAUCCAUUGAUCAACUCACGCAGGUUUCAACAGAUGGAUGUUCUGGAGGGACUGAACCUCCUCAUCACUAUAUCAGGGAAGAAAAAUAAGGUGCGUGUGUAUUAUCUAGCCUGGCUGAGGAAUAAAAUCCUCCAUAAUGACCCAGAGGUGGAGAAGAAACAGGGCUGGACCACUGUAGGAGAAAUGGAGGGCUGUGUGCACUACAAAGUUGUGAAAUAUGAAAGGAUUAAGUUUCUGGUUAUCGCUAUGAAGAAUGCGGUGGAGGUUUACGCCUGGGCUCCCAAACCUUACCACAAAUUCAUGGCCUUCAAGUCAUUUGGAGACCUGCCACACAGGCCUCUGUUGGUUGACCUCACUGUGGAAGAGGGUCAGAGGUUAAAGGUCAUCUAUGGGUCAUGUGCUGGCUUCCAUGCCAUUGAUGUUGACUCUGGAAACAACUAUGACAUCUACAUUCCUGUACAUAUCCAGUCACAGGUGACUCCUCACGCCAUCGUUUUCCUGCCCAAUUCAGAUGGGAUGGAGAUGCUGUUGUGUUAUGAGGAUGAGGGUGUUUACGUCAACACGUAUGGGCGCAUCAUUAAAGAUGUGGUGCUGCAGUGGGGAGAAAUGCCCACUUCUGUGGCCCACAUCUGCUCUAAUCAGAUCAUGGGAUGGGGAGAGAAGGCCAUAGAGAUCCGUUCUGUUGAGACGGGACACCUGGAUGGAGUCUUCAUGCACAAGAGAGCUCAGAGGCUCAAGUUCCUAUGUGAAAGAAAUGACAAGGUGUUUUUUGCAUCAGUGCGUUCUGGUGGCAGCAGUCAAGUCUACUUUAUGACCCUCAACAGAAACUGCAUUAUGAACUGGUGAAAGAGCUGCCACAUGAACAUAGAUUCUGCUGUGUGCACACCUGCAAACACUGAAGAGAUAGUCCUCACACACAACGACAUCCAGACACAUUCUCACACUUUGUAAAUACACACACACAAACACACUCCUGCACAACUUACAUAUAGAACAGAGUUAUUUACUUCACAUCUUCCUGAAGACACUCCUUCACCAUUCUCCUGUGAUCUCUGAGCCAACUGUACAAGGCUGUUGACCUCUGACAGAGCAAUGUUGUGUUCAUCUGAUUCCACAUGGGUUAGCUUUCAGCUCACUGGGGCCAACGAUCCUCACUGCUAAUAUUUCUGACCUUUCUAGGACCAGACAACAAGACUAACUGUACAUUAUUCUACUAGAAAUGCGUGUAAACUAUGAGAAUCGUUCAACUGUCAUGCGUCUUGUGACGCUGCAUUAGCGUGCGUGCGUGUGAGACUUUAUAAGCUACUUUGAGCAGCAGAAACCACUCGAGGUGCUACUGCAACAUCUGUAAUUUUCCAUUUUAACUGUAGAGUGUAGUAGUCAUUUGUUCUUGGUUGCAUUCAGAGUUUCAGAUAAAAGUGAUAUAUGUUUUCUUUCAACAUGUAGAAGUUUAGAAAUUGAUUUAGAAAUAUGAGUUAACAUAUUCUGAAAUGGCUUCCCUUCUGAGCAAGGAAAGGUUUUCGCUUUCUUGAUGUAUAAACAAUAAUUUGAAACCCGUGUCACCAAAUUGUUUGUUGGAUGGAAAUGGUGGUUGCCGCUUACGGAGCAGAAUCCAGCGUUUUGCUUUUCCACUAGUCAGCUGGUGAAACCAAGUCACCCACAAUGGAGUUUUGCUUUUCAAAGCGCUUUUUUUCUUUCUAUGUGGGAAGUAUCAUCAUAUCUACUACAGUUUGAUAUUCUCUGUACGUAAACGUAUUUGGUAUUCUACUUCUACUUUUAUUAUCUGCUGUUCUAUAGCUGUUCUAUUGCAAUACGUGCUGUGUGCUCGUUCUUGUUUGAAGUUUGACGAGGGACUUUCUCUUGGGUUAUUCUGAUUUUAGAUAGCAAGAUACAGCAAGUGACCCCGGAUAUGACUGAAGAAGUUUUUUGUUUUUUUUGGCAGCACAAAUGUAUAGUUCUGUUGUCGCAAUGUAAAUUGUACAUAGCAGUUAUGGUCGUAUUUAGAUCUUCUUUGUAUUAAGUAAGCAUAUGAUUUUUUUAGGAGUUCAAUCACUACACGACUGCGUAAUACACUUGACUGUGCUUUCAUAACUGAAAAUGUGUUUGUGCUGUCAAAAGUGCUUUAUUGCUUAUGGAAGGUUUAGUUUUUUUAGGCAGGCUUGUAGUUCAUCAGGGAUUGUGUGCAUUUGAUCAGACUUUUUAGCCCCACCAUCAUUUAGCAACACAAACGUCAUGUUUUAGAUGAAAACUUGGAUGGAUUGGAGCAAGAAUAUUCUUUAGUUUAUCAGACAGUGUGCAAACGAGCUGCGUGCGUGCAUGUGGGAAACAGGAUCAGUAUAAAGCAAUAGUAUAAGGAUUAUUGACGGGUUUGUGCCUGGUGUUACUGUUUUCAGCUCUGCAAUACUAGACCAGAGAUUUUUCACUCAUCUCCAUCUCCAUUUACAGCAGUAUUCACCUAAAACAAAUGAAGCCUAUUUAAUGAAGAUUGUAUUAUACCAUUAUAUCACUUAUAAAGUGCUGUCAUAAUGAACAAACGUGUACACUAAUCACAGAAUAUUUGACGCACUUUUAAAUAUUUUCACACUAAAUGAUUAGCACUGAUUUGUUAAGUAGCUUGUGACGGUACAAUCAUCUUGUGUUACCUAAUAGCCCCUCCCACCGGACAUAUUGGCUGCUGUCACUGUCUAGACGAGCACUAAACACCGAUGACACAUCUAGCAAGUCAUUCUUAAAAUAAUGGUGGCGCAACACUUCAGCCGAAUAAUUAUAAAUUGUUGCAUUGCAGAGAGAAUCGGGGGCUUAAAGUUUGAAUUCGCAUUUUCUGGAAGUGAGCAAAAUCAAAUUGAACUUGAAGCUAACGUGCCAUUAUGACAGAGUCGCACUUUCUGAGAGAUACUUGUUUGUGCCCCUCAUCCUUACUUUCUCUCUCUCUAGCUGUAGAAUUUAAGCAUUUUCUUGCUUAGUAAAUCAAACUGCCAUGUUUACUGAAAUAACAGUGCCUUGGAUUGGGUUGGGUGUAUUUGAUUGUGUGCAUGUGUGUGUGUGGGAGAGUGUUGAGCAUGUGGUUGUUUUAAGUUCAGGGAAGAGAAAAGUCCAGUGCGCAGUUAGGGAUCUUGUGCCAACAAAGUGCACUUAAAUUGACAAUAGCCAGAGCACCGACAGGCUCCUCUCACUCUGUUUUAGCACAAAAGCCAUGCCAUAAAGAGUCCAUUCCUCUGGUUUGAAAGGCAGCGUGUUCCUCUGGUGUUUAUUUAAUACCAUAUUACAGCCCAAACACAGCCCUUCAGUUCCAUGACGAGAUGAGCUCUUUGUUCUGGAGUGUGUGAUGGUGAUGCUUGUAGCUCGCAUAUCUUUUGCCAAACCAGGAAUGCCUCUGGGUUUUCAUGCCGGAGGUUCACAAAAGGUUCAAGUUGUCAUGGUGAAGAGCUGCUCGCAUGCAUGUGAUUAUAAAAAGUCCCCAACAUUCCCAAGAACUCUUUGAAUUAGUGAGAUUUUGCCUUUUAUGCUUCAUAGUCAAUGUGUAUAACUGUUCAUGCUACUGGAUUGACAGAAUUUAUGUUUUUAUAGCAGAAUUAUGAUAUAACGAGUAAACAAAUUAAACUGAAAGGAAAUAUGCUUUAUAAAUUAAAGAAUUUAUAUUAAGAUUACCAUUGCCUGUCAUGUUGAUGGAAAUGAAUGGAGGAAAAUAUAUAUAUAUAUAUAUAUAUAUAUAUAUAUACACAAAAUCCCUGAAUUCUUCUUAACCUUUUUUUUUUACCUAGAUGUGAAUCUUUAAAAUAAUUAAUGAACGUUAUCAAUAGAACUGAAUAAAUGAAUAUGCAUUGUUAUAUAGCAUUUUACUGGCUGAAGAAUAAUAAUUUGAGCACAGAGCUUCUCCCCUGUACAUAUGGCUGUGCGUUCAGUUCGACUCGUCUCUCUCCUCUCUCUUUCGCAGCGAGUGUUAUGAAAGAGAGCGUGUGGGUGUGUGACUGUGCAUGUGUGAAUAGAGGAGCUAUUUCUGAUCCGCGUGUGUGCUGUUCAUUAUUCCCUCAGAGGAAAGCGAGUGGGGGAGAAAAGACAAGAGCAGUCGACAGCGAUUGAGGACCGGUGUGGUCAAACAUACACACAUCAUCACUGGACUCAAGCCACACAUGCGACUCCAGUCAUGUUUGUGAAUGCCACUGACGACCAGUUGACCGUCGUGUCUCUCGUAGUUGUAGUCUCUCUACGGCAGCUACCACAGUCCUGAUCUCAUGCGAAAGCUCGUUUUGAUAUCUGAUCCAGUGUGUCAGGGGUUGUUCUGAAGGUACACGUGUUGUUGGCUUUAUUGCGGACGUUAUUGAAUGUAAUCAGUUUGGUUUAUUCUAGUAUAUUAAACCGAUCUGUUGGAUUGAAGGCUUUUGUAAGAAGAGUUUUACCGAAUCCAUGGUUUAGGUGCACAUGUAAAGACAUUUUACACACCAUCCCCCAGAUUUGAAGAGAUGUUUAUCAUCUAGACUAGGUCACGUGUGUAGCGGUCUUGGAGAGAUGCAGAGCUGUCUGGUUUUCGUUUUAAGGCCUUUACUGCUGUGUUUGAGGUAUUUAUCUACUCUACAUGCUAUUAGGACUAUGCUAACAAGUGGCAUUUCUCUUGUCGUUCUCUAGUAAUACAAAGUUAAUCCCUUAGCUGAUUUUUGUCAAAUAUUUACUACUCCAAAGAAUGAUUUGUAGUUCUUUUCCGUUGUGCUUUUGGUUUAAACUCAUAGCAGUAGCCAGGAAAGGUUAAAGGUUGUUUCUGGAGGACUUGAUAAAGUUGAUCCUCUGUGAUGGGUUGAUUAUCGUUCUUUUCAUUUACUUUUUAAAAGUUUCUGUUUCAUAAAAAAAAGUAGAUGUUUUAGACAUAUUUUUUUGUGUUUCUGUUUAGGAGAGGGAGUGCUUCAGAUGAUUUUAAGUCUUAAAGAUUGAAUGCAUUCACAAGUCUGUAAUGUCUCAAUGCAGCAUUAUUUGAAAAUUAAAAAUAACUUGAUCUCUGUUAAAA